UUUAUAGCAGCCAGCAUCCAGGCAUGUUUGCAUGUUAAUCAAAAGCAAAAGAAAUGCUAUUUGAUACAAGAUGUAAAGUCAUGAUGAAAUUAUUUCUGAAUGAGCAUAUUCACAUACAUCAUUGCUCUAUUUGUUGUGUACUCGCACUACUCUGCACCCUUCCUCCCUGUUCAAAAUAAUAAGCUAUUGGGAUAAACCAAAUGCAUAUUUUUACUUCAUGGUCACAGCUCUCUAGUCCGUUUUAAGCAUUUUAAAAAAAUCAAGUUUUGAAUGCUCUAUCCCCCUUUCUUUUGGCAUGUUGAUAAUUUUGAUCUUUCGUUGACAAGCAAAAUUUUUUUAAUUCAUGGUCACACCUCUCUAGGCCAUUUCAAACACUAAAAAUUUAUGUAUGCUCCAGCCCCCUUUCUUCUGGCAUGUUGUUAAUUCUGAUAUCUCAAGCAAAAAAUCAAUGAACUAAAAUUUAUGUAUGUAAAGUAAAUUAAAUGCAAGCAACAUGUGUUGUGAAUGAUAACCUUCAAUUUUCAUACCUUCUAUUGACAUGACUGUUCUUGUGAGCAGAAAUAAGGUUUUCCCUGAAGAAGAAAUUUCUCUUCCUUGGAAGAAUGAGGAAGAACAGACCCCAGAGAAGAAACAUGAACCAAUGUUCAUAAACCCCAGUUACCAGGGCUCCAGGCGGGAAGGGCUAACUACCUGGAGUCCAUACAGAGCCACAGACGAGGUGACACUAAUCUCCAUGCCAAAAACUGUGGUUCUUGAGGAUGAUAUGGAGAGAAAAAGUCAUCAUUCCAAGCGCCCCGCUGUGAACCUCCCUGACCCUGUGCCAAAGGCUUCCUAUACAACAGAGCCCCCCAAACCAAUCAUAUUAAGGAACUUCACCACAGAAAAGUCCUACUCAUCCAAACGCUCGUCAGACCCCAAACCCUACCUUCAAAAUGGGUUCGGUUCUCGUGAAGAGUCAGACAUUGACAAACUAAAAUCUAGCUCCAUUAGUCAAAAUGACUCAGGUAGAGUUAAGUCAGCCAAUGGGGAUCUAUCCCAGAAGCCACCAAUCCAGCAUCAGAAACCAUUUAAACGCACCCCUGAGGGGGAAGACAUGACAGACAUUGUGUCAAAGAACAUUCACUCAGGGGAAACCCCUGAAAAUACGAUAACUGCUGUAAGGAACGAGCUACAGAACAUUGUCCACCCCACAGUGGUGACCGUGAGUUCCGGGGGGUGGAUGGGCUCGUCUUCAGGGGGAAUGGCAGAUAUAGCAUGAGAGGGCACGGCUAGUACUAGAGUGCGUGACCAAGGUAGUAAACACCAUUCAUAUAACAUUGGUGGUAAAUAUCUUUACAGCAUCAAGGAUCAACAGAUAUGUGAUAUAUUGUCAGUAUUGGAAGCUUAAUUGAACGGAUCGUGUAAAAUUGUUUUCUUAAUUUAUCACUGUAUCAAUAGAAUAAGAUAAUCUUCUUUGAUAUAUUGUUUUAUUUCGAAUUGCAUAUUGUACAGUGGAAAACAUUCCUUUUACAUAUUUUGUAGAUUUGUUAUACAUGUAUUGUAUAACAAUUAAUACUGUUGUAAAUUAAACAUUGUAGUUAGGUGAUUGCGGAGGGGUGUACAUUGUUGAAUUCAUUUAGUAAUUUAAUCGUAUUUUACAUGAACUUACCACAAACUUUCAUGUAUUUUUUGUGAAAUGACUCGACAUUUCUUGACUGACAUAUCUCUUCUCAGAAAGAUCUGCAAGUGUUAUAUAUUUAACUGUAUUCUUUCUAUCACAUUUUUACAAGUUUGCAUAACAUACUCUUAUUUUUGCAUUUAAUUAUACAUUUUAGUAAAUAUGACUUAAAAUUUUGCAAUUUACAUCUCUGUAUCGGGAAACAUCUAUAAAAGGUACAGUGACUUGAUUUAUUCCCUCUUUCACGUUUUAACAAGUUUGCACUGAGAAGUACACUUAGUAUUGCAUUUCAUUUAUUUACAUUGAUUGGUUGUGGUGAGAAUACACACAGUUUUUUGAAUUGUUGUGAUUGUUGAAUGGUUAUUCUGUAGUGAGUAUAUGGGAGCAGUUAUACAUGAUUAUAAUUUGAACAGUCUGGGUGGUAAUGAAUAAUAUGCAUACCCACUCACAAAUCCUUAACCAGGUUCACAAUAUAUGGAGAAUAGUUAGUAUGGUAUUCUAUUUAUUAUUAAAUCAGCAUAUUUUUUUAAUCUUUGUUAUGAAAAAGAAAGAGUUUUUCAUUUUCGUUUUGAUUAUAGAAGUUUUUGACAUUUCACAUGUACAAGUCCUUGUGCUCUGUUAGUAAAACAAUAUAUUAAAAGUUAUGGUUAUACGUGUACAGAAAGAUGCAUCUACAUCUAACAUGAUCUUGUGUUAAAAUUUCUACAAAGUGAAAAAAUGUAUGAGGAAAGAAUAAACAGACUUUUUAAAUUUUUUAUACUUUUUAAUUUGCUUUAAAUGUACAGAUAUAUUUUUUCAUUGAAGCAAAUAUAUGUAAAUUAAAGCUUAAUUCUGUUUAGUACAAAUGUCUAUUGAAAUAAUUGAAUUAAAUUAUGAUAUUUAUUAUAUUUAUAUAGAUUAUCUAUACAUCUAUCAAUAUUGUCAUUCCAAAAAGUGCAGUAGUAAACCGAUCAGAAACAUGAUAUUUUUCAAUGUAAAUCAACAUUCCAAUAUUUUACAAUCAGCCAAAUAUGGUUUUCAAUGAUAUUAUUCCCGGUAAAUGGGUUGUGAGUGCUGAGCUUAUGUGAUAUUUUUAUUGUUUUUAUCCUUGCACAUGAACAAAUGUUUUCUACUUAAUGACCAAUCUUCUAUAGUUAUUAUCUGAAUAAAUUAUUGACUAUUGUAGAAAA
Messenger RNA from Magallana angulata, 2826 nucleotides. RefSeq lists its product as uncharacterized. The coding region runs from base 539 to 1258 and encodes 239 amino acids. The transcript is spliced from 4 exons. The record is from RefSeq and is a predicted model, not a curated record. NCBI's taxonomy places the organism in Eukaryota, Metazoa, Mollusca, Bivalvia, Ostreida, Ostreidae.